Messenger RNA from Aspergillus steynii IBT 23096, 2292 nucleotides. RefSeq lists its product as uncharacterized. The record is from RefSeq and is a predicted model, not a curated record. NCBI's taxonomy places the organism in Eukaryota, Fungi, Ascomycota, Eurotiomycetes, Eurotiales, Aspergillaceae. The transcript has a single exon. The coding region runs from base 128 to 2101 and encodes 657 amino acids.
CUUUUUGAUAUCAGACAUCCCUAGCAUCCGUCCGUACCUUAUAUCAUAUAUCAUCGUCCGUUGUUGCCCUACUGUUUCGCCGCCGAGAGUCAUCUCUUGAGGAGAAAUGGCGAUCAUCAAUCAAGACAUGAUGCCGCCAGUCCCUCCCAUGCAUCAUCCACCCGGUCAUCCGACCGUUCAUCCAAAUGAGGCACCUCGGGUCUUUCAUCCUCAAACUUCUACUCCCAUCGACCCCACACAUCUGGCUGACGAGAUGGCCCGCCUUCGUAUGAACGUCAACGAUCUCGCUGCCGGCAAUGACCAGAAAACCCGAAGCUUCACCCCUCACAAGGACUUUGAGGUACGGGUGCCGGCGCACUACGUGGGAUAUACUUUCUUCAAGGCCGACGUGCCUGCCGGCCAAAAGCCCACGUGGAGUCAUGUCGAGAGAACCAGAAUGCACUUGACUCAACUCGACCUCGCCAAGAUAGUCCAGAGACGAGGCAAGAAGCUGCCCAGUGCGCAGCAGUACCAGGCAUUGAAGAAGCCGAGGCGGACACAUGUGGAUCAGUUGAUCAACGAGCACCGACAAAGCGACCCUCGGUUCGAAUGGACCUGCGUCUAUGUCAACGAAGAAGAAAGGCCCUUCAAAGGGAAGAAUUCUCGAUGGGGUGAUUACGAGACCGUCUCGAUGGACGUCAUCCUCAUGAGAAAGCCCAUGGACACGGCAAACCUCACCCCUAAGACUCCUAACAUGGGAGCUGAGAACUCGGGGUUGCCGUUCACAGCCAAGGACAAGCCCACAACUAAUGUGGAAGAGCUGUUGGCUCGUGAUGAGCCGAAACAAGUGAACCGAGACUUCAUGAAGAGCGCGUCAUGGGCAAUGCCCGGUAUGCAGCAGGGGCAGACACCCGGGAUGGUUCACCACGCCGCUCAACAGCAGCUACCGCCACAGUUUCAGCAGCAAAUGCCACCACAUGCUCAACUCAACCAUCCCCAAGCAAACCUUGCAGGUGCACGACCACAGGUGAACCAGGCUCACCAAAAUCCGCUGCAACAAGGUAUGGCGGCUGGUGUCCACCAGCAGCCACACCACCAGCAGUCACAGUUUCAUGACAAUGCCAAAUCGGUCCCUAGCAAAGGCCCGGAGAUCGAGAUCUUACAACACGGCAUGGGCGGCUUUCCCGCGGGCAUGAAUAUGAACAUGAACGCACAUCGUCAGGCACAAGGACAUAACCCCGCCCAGAAUCCGUUUGGCCAGCCUUUAAAUCAACAAUGCCCAGGGAAGGAGAACUUUGCCCAUCGGGUCAACACCGCCCAAGGAGGUAUGCCUGCUCAGGUAGAGAUCCCUCGUCAAGGUGGCAUUCCUCACCAGGGAGGCAUCCCCGGUCAUGGAACCAUUCCAGCUCACGCCGGCAUCCAAACUCACAGAGCUGUCCCAACCCACGCAGCCAUACCUCGGGCCCCAAACGCGCCAGAAGCGGAGCCAGAAUGGGGGCCGGAAACCAGCAGCAUCGGCGACGACGAGUCAAUAAUCUUUGACGACGAGGAUGUCAGCUCAAUCACCGACGGCUCUGAGGAGGAAGAAGGACAUGAAGGCGAUGCCGACCUGCACGGAAAGGGGCAACCCUGGCGCGGAAGUCUCUUUCGGCGACACUCGUCCAAGUCUCGACGCCAAGAACCAGUUUACCGAACGCAUUAUCGAAAGCAUUCCAAGAAUGGCAUGGAGGCCAGGAACGGGCGCACCAAGUACCCGGCCGGAUACAUCGAUGUGGUCCCGGCGGAGAGCAAAAACAGCAGCAAUCGGCUGUCGAAGGUUCACGCUCGGGAAGUCGCCCGACCAUCCCGGGAUCGGCCGAAGAUUAUCCAUAGCGCGUCGGACAACCUCGACAUGGUGGCCUUUGACGAAAAGUAUCGCGGGCUGCGGGCCCGCAAUGACAUUCGAACCCGAAUUCUGGACGACCGCGAAGCGAGAGUCGAGCGCCGGGAGAAAUUGGUCGACUACCGGACGCAAAUGCUGGAUGACCGGCUUGACGAGGCCCGUUACCUGGAUCGACGCAUGUCCCUGCGAGAGAGGGGUCCUUACUAUCCUCGGGGGUACUAUCUACGAGACGAUCUGUAACUGUUUCCUAUUUUCCCUUUUUCAUCUUUUUUCUUUUUUAAUUUCCCUCAUCUUGGAGCUUUCUUGGUUGGUUUCCGGCGCGGAUGGGGUUGGGUUGGUGGGUAAACAGGAAUAACGUCAUGGGACGACGGACAUGUAUACUUUCGGCACUCUAAUAAAAAAUGCGAUGCAAUGAGAUACGAACAUUGAAA